This is a messenger RNA of Dicrocoelium dendriticum, 1359 nucleotides long. Lineage: Eukaryota; Metazoa; Platyhelminthes; Trematoda; Plagiorchiida; Dicrocoeliidae. The record is from the annotation of a GenBank genome assembly.
GUUUGCGCACGGCAUCCACUACAUGCCAUCACCAUGGGUGAGAUUGACUCCUUGAGCGACCAUUCUGAAAUCGUAUGGCAUUUACGCACAUCAUCACAUGAACUUUCCCCCUCACCUGCAUUAACUAACUUCCUUAGCUCUAAUUCGAGCGAAAACCGAACGGCUUCCGAGAUCCCUGUAUUUUCAUCCGAGGUUGCUGUUACCUCAAACUCCACAUGUGUGUAUUCUGCGGUACCCAGUAUCCACCCGACAUUUUCUCGCCUUUUGAGAUCUGUCUAUUGGAGCAAGACCCGUGCGACGGCGGAUGCACCGCCGUUACAGUGCACGGUAUUACUCUUGGACGAUCACGUGGUAGUUUACGACCUACAGAACGGAGCUAAUGGUUGCGAGUUGUUUCAAUUAGUCGCAGAGCAUCUGAAACUGGAAGAACCGGAUCACUUUGGUCUAACAUAUCAUCUCACUCGUAGUACCGGCGUAAAUCCAGUGGUAACAUUAGCCCCACAUGAACCCGGGUCCCCUACUGAUGCAUCAAGUGAUGGAAUUCGACAAGCUCCAAGACGGAUCAGAUCCAAGAGAGUCCCACUUCCAUGCCGCUCCAUCAUUUCGCCGUGUGACGAUUUUGUGAAUUUCUCUUUUACCGACGGACCUUUCUGGCUUAAACUGGACCAGAAAAUUUUCGAUCAGUGCCACAGCUGCACUUGUUCCUUUUGCUUCGAGGUUAAAUUCUACGUUCCCCAUCCCGAACGCUCUAUUGAUUGUCUAAAUACGAGACGCCAGUACUACCUACAACUUCGGCGGCAUCUUUCAACUGGAAGGUUACAGUGUUCUUUUCAUGUUCGUGUUUUUCUCGGGGCUUUGAUAGCCCAAAUGGAUUUGGGCGAUUUCCAUCCACGCCAUUCAUUGUGCCUCGAUUCGCUGAGUGUGCCGCAUCUGUCUAUCACAAAUGACUAUCCUCCCGGUAAAUCUAUUUCGUCAGCAGAAUCUCGCAGUCUUCUUUCGUCUCGCACAUGUAGUCUGGCCUCCCCGGAACAUAGUGAUGAGGAACCGGAGACCGUUUGGGACUAUCGCUCUAACUUGACUUCCAAUUGCGUCUAUGAAAUGCAGUCUGCGCAACCUCUCACCAACACCAUGAACUUCGAUUCCGGAUCAAUUAGUCAUCACGAUUAUUCCGCAAUUUUGCCUUAUUUCGAUCAACGGUUCCAUGCACAUACUCUCACCAGUACAAGUGACGAAUUCCCUGCCAGUCUUGCGGGAGCAAGACACCGCAUCAGAGUUAGCUGGCCAUAUCCACGACCCACCAAAAGUGAUGCACAGGCCAUCCUACGACACGUCGCCCGGGCCCAUCGCAAACUACAGUGA